UUUUCAUUAUGAAGCACACUUUAGAAUGUAAACAAAGGACUUAAAACUUGAAAAGCUUGGCUACUUAAAAUUUGACGACCCAAGAUAACGAUAGUAUUAUAAAUAUAUUAAUUUUUUGUUUAUACCACUCUGUCGCAAGUAUUUCGUAAAGACAAGUGCUUGUAGAAAUAUCAGAAAAAGAAGAUAAAUUUAACGCGUCAAUAAAUUUUUAGAUGGCAACUGUUGAAUAUGAAAAUGUUCUUUUGUGCAAAAGAAUGGAUUCUCUCGACAGGCUUUAAACUUUAUGUUUCUUUUUUGCCGAAAUUUAGAACGGAACAAUUUUCAAUAUACUUUUGCUGUUGUAAUCUGUAUUAUUAUUGUUCUCUCAUAACCAUAUAGUGCAAAUAUAUUGAGACAUCGUGAAAGUAGCUACCUUUAAAUGUAAAGACAUGUACAUGCGUGACGUUGAAUGUAAUUACAAGUUAAAUUAAAUGAAGAUUAAACGAUUAUUUGGAAGAGAGAGCUAUUUUCAUAUGGAAUAUAUCACACGUUACCAUAAUGAAACGAACAUUUUCUACAUUAAAAGUCUUAAAUUUUGCAAAAUAAUUUAUGAAUAUAUCUUUGAAUAGAUUUGUGCGUAUUUAAAAUAAGACUAAUGUAUUUAACGCGAUCACUGUUUCAACAAUCUGUUUUUAUACUGAAGAGGCGUUCUCUUCUCCCCUCCAUCUUUCGUUCAUGAUGCGAUCCCCGCUUAUAUGCGUCAGCAUUUACGCGUUCUACAUUUAGUUUGCUGAAGUUAUUCAGUCGGUUAUUCUAACGUUGCGAUGGAAUUAUUUUCAUCUAAACUUUUGCUGCUUUUCGAGUUGUUACUGGUGACUCUUAUCAUAAUCGGCAUUUUAAAAAUUGUCUCAGUAGUGCGUCGCGUAUACUUUCAUUGGUGGGAUAAAGAUGUUCUUUAUUUGCCCAAUUUAUACUCUUUUGUUAUGACUUGGAAAGUAUUUCUGCGUCGUAUAAGUUUACCCGACUUUACUUUGUUCAUGUACAAUUACUUCCCAGACGUUAAGUAUUAUGGAACGGUGGAUUUUGGUAUACCUCAGGUGUUCUUGCGCGAUCCUGAACUGAUCAAGGAUAUUAUGGUAAAAGAGUUUGAACAUUUCCAUGAUCAUCGCGCCUUCGUGGAAAGCCUAGAUUAUAUAUUUAAUAACAACAUCUUUGCUUUGCGCGGAGAUCGAUGGAGAGAAAUGAGAAACAUGUUAAGUCCUUCUUUCACCGCCAGCAAGAUGAAAAUCAUGUUUGAAUUGAUAUCAAAAUGUUCUGGUGAAUUCGUCAAUUACCUGGUCGAUCAUCCGGAGCUCUGCGAUCCGAUUGAGACAAAGCAGAUCUUUAGACGAUACACCACUGACGUAAUCGCAACAACGGCUUUUGGCAUAAGCGUAAAUUCUAUGAAAGAUCAAAACAACGAAUUCUACUUGAAGGGAAUAGAGUCUACCAAGACUUUCAGCGGAUUGCUAUCUAUGUUCAAGUUCAUGUUUAUGAUAACUCUUCCACGUGUUGCCAAGUUGGUCGGUGUGACUGGAUUUCCACGGUCUGUGUCCGAUUUUUUUAAGAGAAUUGUUGAAAAAACUAUCAGAACUCGAGAGGAGCAAGGUAUCGUUAGACCUGACAUGAUCCACUUAUUAAUGCAGGCUCGAGAGAAGGACGGUGCUGGCAAUGAAAAAAUAUCGCUGGACGACAUCGUUUCGCAAGCUUUUAUUUUUUUUUUCGCUGGUUUUGAAACAUCCUCGUUACUGAUGUGUUUCGUCACUUACGAGUUGGCGAUUAAUCAAAACAUUCAAGAUCGCCUGCGCGAGGAAGUGCUGCAGCAUCUCGGCGAACGAAAUGAGAUAUCUUACGAAUCACUGUCGAAGAUGACUUAUAUGGACAUGGUACUGUCUGAAACACUUCGAAAGUAUCCAGCAAUGCUGUUUACGGAUAGAAUUUGCACUAAGAAUUUUGAACUGCCUCCGUUGAAGCCGGGUUACAAAAGUGUGAUCGUCGAAUGUAAUACCACAAUGAUGAUACCCAUUUAUGCUAUACAUCAUGAUCCCAAGUAUUAUCCGAAUCCGGACAAGUUCGAUCCUGAAAGAUUUAGUGAGGAAAACAAAGACAAAAUCGUUCCAUAUACUUACUUACCUUUUGGACAAGGUCCUAGAAAAUGUAUCGGCAAUCGAUUUGCUCUCAUGGAGACUAAGAUUCUGGUGGCUCAUCUCUUACAAAAAUUUAUCCUCAAGAGAACGGAAAAAACUGUGGAGCCUAUCGUAUUUGAUACAAGAGCAUUUAAUUUGCAAUCGAAAGACGGAUUCUGGAUCGGUUUGGAGAAAAGAGAAGCGUACACAUCACACACUAUCGUGCCAUUCCUACAGUAUAUAAUGAUGAAUAUUAUGAUGGUCAUUGUCGUGACCUUCGCAGACUCUCGACAGUACUUGUUUAUACUAGUGGGCUUUAACGAUUUACGUAACUGAUAGCGUAUCUGUGUCGAUAAAUAGCAUAUUAGAGAUAUUCAGCGGAUAUUUAUUGUUAAUUAUUUAUUUUUUAAAAAGAAAUAUUAUUUUUU
Nylanderia fulva is the source of this 2572-nucleotide messenger RNA. Its product is annotated as cytochrome P450 9e2-like. The record is from RefSeq and is a predicted model, not a curated record. Gene Ontology annotation, molecular function: iron ion binding; monooxygenase activity; oxidoreductase activity, acting on paired donors, with incorporation or reduction of molecular oxygen. Lineage: Eukaryota; Metazoa; Arthropoda; Insecta; Hymenoptera; Formicidae.